Xyrauchen texanus (razorback sucker) is the source of this 1038-nucleotide messenger RNA. RefSeq names its product regulator of G-protein signaling 2-like. NCBI's taxonomy places the organism in Eukaryota, Metazoa, Chordata, Actinopteri, Cypriniformes, Catostomidae. The transcript is spliced from 5 exons. The record is from RefSeq and is a predicted model, not a curated record. The coding region runs from base 94 to 669 and encodes 191 amino acids.
CUGACAGGCCCUGCCUUUGGAAUCUGAGGUAUAAAAUCAGCACACUGAAAGACAGAACAUUUUGACUUGAUAGUGCUGCACAGAUUGGCUAAAAUGAGAGGUGCCACUUCAGAUUCAAGCGAGGAGCCUUUGAUCAAUUCGAGGAAUCCUGAUGUGAUCGUGAGGAACGAUAAAAUAAAAAAGACAAAUUGGAGAUCAAGACCGCUUUUCAAGACCUUUCAUUUGAGAGAAUAUUCCAUGAUGCAGAGAAAAUCUGACAGGCCAGCUUCUGAAGAGUUGAGUAAAUGGGCGGAGUCUCUGGACAAUUUGCUGAGCAGUAAAUGUGGAAUUACUGUUUUUCGAGUCUUUAUGAAGUCUGAAUACUGUGAGGAGUAUGUCGAGUUUUGGGUGGCCUGCGAAGAGUUUCGAAAGAUCAAGUCAAGAGCGAAACGCAGAUCCCGGGCGAAACAACUAUACGAAGAAUUUGUCAGGGAAGAUUCUCCGAAGGAGAUUAACUUGGACUUUCACACAAAGGAGUCUGUCCUCCAAUGCCUUCUUUUCCCAUCACGGUCCAGUUUAAAAGCAGCCCAAAAUAGAGUUUACUACCUGAUGGAGCACAACUCGUACCGUCGGUUCCUGGAGUCUGACCUCUACCAUGAACUAUGUAAAUUUGUUGAAGGAGAGAGAUGAUAUUAUCUUUAUAUAGUAUUCAUGGAACUUAUGAAUCGGUCAAUUCGGUUUAGAAUAGUAUGCAUGUAAAUAUUCAGGAGAGGUGGUUGCAGUUUUACAGAGUGGUCAUUUCAAUGUAUUUAUAAUAUAUUGCAUAUUUUGCACUGAUUUUUAAGUUGUUAUUAAGGUGUCAACAAACUUUUUAUUUAUAUCAUUGAAUGGUCACAUGAAUUUUCAAAACAGUAUGAUGGUUCUGAAGUUGCAUAUGGUAGUUGUAUACUAUCAACUUUCGACUGGCUCAACAAGUACACAACAUUUUGCAUUUUGCUUUUCUAUGAAAAAGCAUUUCUAAAAGAACUUUUUAAUAAAAAAAUGUAUUCCAUUACUUUU